UGCUGCUACAGCUACAGCCAGAGGAAGAGACACACAACACAGACACACACAGACAGACACACAGACACAGUGCGGCAGUGGGUCUCCUCACAACAGUUGUCUGUUACCCAACAAACGGAUAUUUUAACACAACAGGCAGCUGACCCGAUUGUGAACUCGCUGCCCUGUCUGGAAGAUCCUCCUCACUGAACCUGGAUCAGCUUACUUUCUCUUCUUCAUCCCAUCAAUAGACUAGAGGUGAACCGCUUUCUAGAGCAACCGUGGAUCCACGCAGAAAGAGGGGCACAUCACAUGGGAGUGCGUGACUGUGUGUGUGAGGGUGUGUGUUUAGGCCUCCUGCCGUCGCCCGCUCUUCCCGGACAGGCAUGGCGGGGGGCAGAGAGCGCGGCUCCCGGAUACAGAGGCCGUGGUCGGUGUACAGGGCCAACACAUUCGAGCUGUCCAACGAGAUGAUCGGCUUGGCUCUCGCAGGAAACAGUCAGGACCCAGAUGAGCCUGUGAUUGAGUUCAGUGUGGCCUGCACAGACCUGCUGACUCCUGCUUUGGAUCGAAAACCCAACAGCUUUGUAGCAGUGAGCUGCACAACACCACCGCAGGCCUUCUGGACCAAACACGCCCAGACUGAAGUCAUCGAGGGCACCAGUAACCCCAUCUUCCUCAGCAGCAUCGCCUUCUUCCAGGAGUCCAACAUCAACCAGCAGACGCAGGUGAAACUGGCCGUCUACGACGUCAAGGACCGCUCGCAGGGCACGAUGUAUAUGUUGGGCUCAGCACUUUUUCCUGUGAAGGAGUUGUUGCAAGAGAAAAGCCACAGAUUACAGCUGGAACUGAGAUCAGCGGAGAACCAGCGGGUGGGAAACGUCACCAUAGCUGCCUGGCAGAUGGAGGAGAGAGCGGAUCAGAGGAUGUCAGUCGGCCGGCUGCCAGACAGCAUCAACGGGCGGACAAUGCUGCCUGUUGACGAGAGCCUCACCGAGUCGAUGGGAGUCCGAAUCAAGUACGCCUCGCUAUGCAAAGACACCCUGCUGCGCUCAGUGUUCGGAGGCACGAUGUCCAGGAUGUACCGCUUCCCCACAACUGGUGGGAACCACCUACGGGUGCUGGAGCAAAUGGCUGAGAGCGUCCUGUCAUUGAACAUUCCCCGACAGUUUGUCAAACUGCUGUUGGAGGAGGACGCAGCCAGGGUGUGUGAGCUGGAGGAGCUUGGAGAGUUAUCCCCCUGUUGGGAGAAUCUGCGGCGACAGAUUGUUUCUCAGUACCAGAACAUAAUACUCGCAUACCAGGAAACGCUGACGGACCUCAACGACUACAGAGGUCCAUCGUUCAAAGCCAGUAACCUGAAGGCAGAGAGGAAGCUUGAGUUCAUGCCAACCAACCUACACGUUCAGAGGAUGAGGGUGCAGGACGAGCUGGGCUUUGAACACACAUAUGAUGUGGUAACAAUCGGGGCUCCGGCGGCUCACUGCCAAGGUUUUAAAAACAGCGGUUUGAGGAAACUCAUCCAAAAGUUUGAGGAGGCAAAGAAACACGUAUAUGAGGAAGGAUGCAGCGCACUGUCUAGCUCACAGUCCAUCGUCUACAUACCCCAGGACAUCGUCCGGGCCAAAGAGAUCAUCGCCCACAUCAACACGCUGAAGACUCAGGUCAGCUACUACGCCGAGAGGCUUUCCCGAGCUGCCAAGGAUCGAUCUGCUAGCGGACUGGAGAGGACACUCGCCAUUCUGGCUGAUAAGACUCGUCAGUUGGUGACCGUAUGCGACUGUAAGCUGCUGGCUUCAGCCAUUCAGGCCCUGAACGCAGCACGGCCUGAGUACAUCGCCUCCAAAGCGUCUCCCUCCGCUGACUCAGAACAAGUAGUCCUCCGUAACGACCAGGACACACUGCUCGCCAAGUGGAGCGGUCGCAACAGCCGAUCCUCGCUGCAUGUUGACUGGCAUGAAGAGGAGUGGGAGAAGGUUUGGCUGAAUGUGGAUAAGUCUCUGGAGUGCAUCAUCCAGCGUGUUGACAAGCUGCUUCAGAAGGAGAGGAGACCCAGCACCAGCAGUCAGGACAGUACACAGAUUGACCUGCAGGGAGGCGCCGCUAAGAAAGAUGGAAGCCCCGGUGCUGAGGAGGCGUACCCAGGCGAGUGGAGCGAGGCGUUGUACCCUCUCCUCACCACGCUCACAGAGUGCGUCGCUAUGAUGAGCGACACGGCCAAAAGGUCCAUGGUCUUCCUGCUGAUGCAGGACAGCGCCCCGACGAUAGCCAUGGACCUGUCGCUGCAGUACCGCCGCGACGUCGUCUUCUGCCAGACGCUCACCGCUCUCAUCUGCGGCUUCAUUAUCAAACUGAGGAACUGUCUCCGUGACAACGGAUUCCUCCGACAGCUCUACACCAUCGGCCUGCUGGCUCAGUUUGAGUCCCUGCUCAGCACCUACGGAGAGGAGUUGGCCAUGUUGGAGGACAUGAGUGUCGGCAUCAUGGAUCUUCGUAACGUCACCUUUAAGGUGACCCAGGCCACUGGCAGCUCCGCCCCUGACAUGCUGCCGAUCAUCACGGGGAACCGGGACGGCUUCAACGUCCGCAUCCCGCUUCCGGGAACCAUGUUCGACGCGUUGCCGCGGGAGAUCCAGAGUGGUAUGCUGCUGAGGGUCCAACCGGUGCACUUCAACGUCGGCAUCAACGAGCAGCAGACGCUGGCUGAGAAGUUUGGAGACACGUCCCUGCAGGAGAUCAUUAACCUGGAGAGUCUUUCCAGGCUAAAUUCAUACUACGAACAGUUCAAAGAAGUCCUGCCUGAGGACUGCCUCCCGAGGUCUCGUUCUCAGACUUGCCUCCCAGAGCUGCUGAGGUUUCUGGGGCAGAACGUCCACGCCAGGAAAAACAAGAACGUGGACAUCCUCUGGCAGGCGGCCGAGAUCUGUCGCCGGCUGAACGGAGUUCGUUUCACCAGCUGCAAAAGCGCCAAGGACCGCACGGCCAUGUCGGUGACCCUGGAGCAGUGCCUGAUCCUGCAGCACGAGCACGGCAUGGCACCGCAGGUCUUCACGCAGGCCCUCGACUGUAUGCGCAGUAUUGGGACGAGGGAGGGGGUGAUCCAGAAGAACCUGAGCGGCUUGCUGCCGGUGCGUGACUUCCGGCUGGACCCCAGCCUCCUGUACUCGCUGCCCCUGCUGGCCCUCAGCCCCAACCUCCUGGUGGUGUGGAUCUUCCUCAGCGUGGCCUAUUUCCUGGCCAAACUCCGCUGCAGCUGAGCGGCCAGCGUGCAGCUCUCUGCCAGGAGCCACAGUGCACAACGUCCUUCGUUUGUGAGGAGGAGUGGGAAUACUCCACACGGACUCCUGAGGGUGUUUCUGAAACUGUGCCACUGUCCUGUGAGUGUGUAUGUACACACUGCCCCACCCUGACUAAGGGCUUACCACAACCGAUGCCCCAUUUAUCAAGUGCCAAGCCCUGCCCUCUUUUUUUUGGUUUAUGGACGAUGUUUCCAGCUUUGAAAAACUGCACAUGGUUAGCCUGGGAAAGUGUCGUAAACAUACAGUUAUCUUGUCUCAAUACUGAUAUGAUGAUUUACUUCACACUAAGCUUGGCUAAAUCUAAAAACUUAUGUGUGUUAUGUUUUCCGGUCAUUUUCUUAAAGAUCUCUGUGCACACAGAAACUUAAUUGUAAAAAACUAAAUCUCUUCUUUUUCAUCGUUUUCUGCUCCACAAACAACAAAACUGCAUCACAACCAACACGUAGUCAGUGGUGGGACAGAGUCUGAUUACUCUGCUGGGUCUCAGAUGGGUUUUUCUGUUUCUGUUGUCAACCAAUCAAACAAGUCUUAUAAGACUUAGAACAAUAAAUACAGGUUAAGGUUGUAGUCCUUAAGAUUUCAGUCCUGGUUGAGUCAGCGACAACCACGGACACCACUCGCAGUGACAGAUAUAUUGGGUUUCCUGUGACUGCUUCACAAUAAAAGCUACCCCACGUUGCUGCUUCACACUUUUAAUGUGAAAAGAUUUUUUUUAAUUAAGCUGGCUUAGUGUGAACUUUUCACGUCAGUAAUGUUCAGAUAUAAAACAUUGUGGUCAGCUAACUGCUGUAUUACAAAUGUUCAAACCCAGACACAGAAACCGUUCUGGAUGAGUGUAACUACUUACAGGAUGAAUAAGAAUAAUGAGCAGACUCUCGAGCAGCAUUCACAUUUUAAGUGGAUAGCGCCCUCUAAUGACCCUUUAUCAUCUGUGUGGCUGCUCUGUGUUAAUCUUCAUUGUUGUAACACAACACAUAGAAAAUACAAAGUGACAGUUUGUAUGUUUGUGACGCACAGGCCAGAAAUGACACCACAUAUAUAUAUAUAUAUAUAUAUUAUAUACAAGUCUUGCUUUCACUGAAGUGUUCCUGUUGAUCGUAGCCAUUAUAAAGGAAAGUGAGUUCUAAUUUAAGCUUUGCACAAACCAGCUAGCUUGUUGCAUUCACCAUUGUCUUCCAUGUGCUUUUGCACCUUACAAGCUAAAGCGGAGGAAACUCUUUAUUUACGCUCACUUUGGCUUAUAUAUAUUUUUUCAGGCAGUAUUUUCUCUUUUUUAUUUGUCUUCCUGCUCUCCUAGACAGUCGAAGGAGGUUUUUGUUCAGCAUGUGCACUUUCCAGCAGAUCUGGGUCAGUUAUUAUCACUGAUUCUGUUUACAACAUACCUAUUUUGACUCAAAUUCCCCAACCUUUAGCCUUUUAUUGGGAUAUUUUAACCAACAGUACCGGGGUUAAGAAUGACAAUCACUUUCUUUUUACCCAUACCUCAGAAUAGCAGAUAAAUUGAGGCUAAAUUGAAGUGUCUGAAAACUUUAAUAACCUUGUUUUCUCAGACGUACAUGAACUGAACUCAAGUCAACACUUCCACCAGACUAAGAUGAUUAUACCAGCUCCAAUUCAAUCAGAACUGUGCUGCAUGAACAGCAUUUCUUGCCUUUAACACUCCCUACUCAUUUAGCCGAAAGUAUUUUUAAAUACCAUGCAUUCCUUGUAUGAGCAAACAAACAGACCAGCGCUCAGGGAUCAGCCCCCCCCGUGAAAACAUGCAUGACUUGUUUCCUAAUCAGUAGGAGCUGUUUGAUUGCCGGCCAGUAUGUGCCAUUUCCUGUGUAGCAAGUUGUAGCAGAAACAGGCAGCUGAAAACAACGUUAUCCAUCAAUCCCUGCAUGUUAUGUAAGAAAAAUGAUAUUUGACCUCGUCAUGGGAAGGCAGCAAGAAAAAAGGGAAAACAAUCCUCCAACUGAAGAUAAAGUUCCCGUAAUAAAUAAAAAAGUGUAAUAGAGCAAACAAGUAGAGACAGUUAAAUGACCUGAUAAUAAAUUCUUAAAUUCCUCUUUUUCUUGAAAGGCCCUAAAUCCAUGAUUAGUCCUGUGAGGACUGUGUGGGCUCGUACAGGUCUGCUCAACCAGAAGUAAAAACUCAGGUGUGGGUGUUGCUGCAAAUUGCUUCAAAACCGGUAAAAGAAAUAUAUAUGAACAAAGAUUCAUCUGAAUUCUGUGGAGCCUGCAGUCAGAAUAAAUAUAGACAUUUAUGUUUACAUUUAAUUAGUCAUUAACACAUUUAUGAAUUUAAAAAAAACUACUAUGUAAUAAUUCAUUUUACAUUAUUAACUCACAAUGAAAUAAAUAAUGAAGUUAAUUUAUUUAAUUCACAAAAACAUGACAUAACUCAAAGAGCCAGAUGUUUCUCCCCGGCGUUGGUGGUCCAGUUCACCAUUGUUUUAAUUCAAUUUUAAUUUGAACUCCCUUUGAUUUAAAGUCGUGAAUGCAACUAAGAACCAAUCCAGUGGCGUAUUCCAGGCUUCAUAGCAUCCACACAGUGUUGUUAAAGCCAGCUCUUAUUACAGCACCUGCAGCAUAAUGACGUCCAAAAACAUUUUCCAUUUCCAGCUCUGUUAGUAGAGAAUAAUUCAUGUGACUCACUCAAGUUUAAAGGUUACCUGUGGAGCCCUUUUCCACAUUUCCCCUGAAAACACAUUAUUUCUAACCUUGAGCUGCCCUGGCCUGGCUGAGGUGUUAUUUAUGGGUUCAGUUCAUUUGUAAAAGCAGUGACAUGUUUGAUGUAGUCACUGUUUUAAUACUUUUUCACUCCCUGAGAUUGAGCUUCUGCCUUCACCUGCCCCAGAGGCAGUAGCAGCCAGUGAUGGCACUUCUUUAAAUUGGUCCCCAUGUGGCGCGUCAGAUACAGUCAGCCAGUGGUUCGACCCACAUCUGCUCCUGAAGCUUCUCAUGCCGAGUGCAGUGGAGACGAGCUCCGUCUCGCCAGCUGACACCGUUGAAUCUUUUGUAUUUUUAAGGACGCAGUUUCUAAUUGGGUCACGUUGGAAUGUAUGAUUGCAGGAUAUUCAGGGGAAAUGUGAUUGAUUAUGCAGUGUAGUGUCGUCUGUUCUACACCCUUUUAGAGCAUUUAUAUGUUUACCAUAAACUGGUACAGAUUGCAGCUAAAACAGUUAAAAUUAGCUUUAUAGAGUGGAGACGUGUCGAGUCGAGGUGAUGAGUUUACUUUGUUCGUAGUUAAGGUGAAUGAAUGAAAGGAAUGUAUCCAUGCUUGUGCCAAAUGCUCCAGUCAGGUUUAUGUCAGGUGAAUUCAGGUUUGUAGGAUCUGUGUUUGCAAAGAGAUUAAGCCAGAAAAGAUGUGACGUCUUUCUCUGAAUAUAGUCCACUUCUAUGUUAGAUUAUUUAGUUAUUAGUCUUGUGAAUACGCUUUACUAACCUGCAACUAUUAUUUUUUUAUGAUUGAUCUUCCGACUGUUUUCUCAAGUGAUGAAUUUGUCAAAAAAAAAACAUCAGUAAAUUUGCACUAAUUGUUGAUUAAUUUACGGUUGUGACUAACAACUCAAAACAAAUUGUUUUCAAGAUGCUUUUGCUUACAAAUCAUGCACUUAUCAUAGAGUUUGCUAGAGAGCAUGUGUUAUAUAUUUUAUUUUUUACAUAUUUCUGAAUCAGCUGCAUUAUUUUUUAACUAAAUGGUCAUAUGUGGCAGUUUAGGAAAUAUAAGAAAUCCUUCCUUGGAGUAAAAAACAAGAGUUUUCAGCUUCCUUUGCAGAUUGAAAACUUUGCAUUUAAUAAAUCGAUUUCUUAGCCUGUGAAACUAAACGAAAGCAUCAGUCACCUCCUCGGAGUUUGGAGGCUCCGUCUCAUUAAGAUCGACCCAGUAUGGAACUGGAUCAGACCAGAAUAGCCUCCUUUGGGAGUGUAACAUGCUCUCGUGACCCCUAAACAGUCAAACACACACACUACAGUAUAAUGAUCAGACAUACAGUAACGUCUCAGUAUUCUUAAAUGAGUUUGUAUUUAGAAACGUAUUGUGAAUAUUGACAUUUACACCUCAAACACUUGAGUGCUGCUACACAAGACUUCCUGAAAAACAGUUGAAAAUAGAGUAAUUAUUAAUUAUUGGAUGCUCUUAUUGAAAAAGGAAGGUAUUCGCUUUAUCGCCAAAAGUUAGAUGGGAAAAAAAUUGGUGCCCACAUGUGCUGAAAGGCAGCUUUUAUUAUUCAUGGAGAGAGAAAAGUUUCCUGUUUACUGUCUUUAGUUAAACUGACAAGUUAAUUGGCUCCUAGCUCGCUGGUUCCUCCCAGGCGGCUGUUGUACAGACGUGAGAGUGGCAUCGAUCAAGAAAGUGCCCCAAAUUCCUCCUUUAAGUUAUUAUUCACUACUUAUGUCAGUUUAGAACUACCUCUGUGAGACAGAAUUAAGUUAUAUGUUAACUUAAAGUUUAUUUAAUAUAUAUAUAUAUUUAUUAAAAAUGACACCUAAUGUGAUUAUAUGAUCAAUGAGCAGCAGGGAUGUGAGGGAACAUCAAUUAUUUUAUGUACAAUGAUUAAAAUAAAUGAAAAUCUGAAAAAUAAAAAAUAAUAUUUUCAAUUACUAACACACUUAAUCAUUAAUUCCCCAUACUUAUAUGUGUAAUAACAGUAAAGUGCUUCCUAAAACUAUGAAUUAAAAACUCAUAUCAUUGACCUUUAAAAGAGAAACAUCUCAAUCUCUUUUUCUUUGUUUCUUUCCUUUUGUUUUUGUUAUUCUGAGAUCAGAGAAUAUAUUUAUAUUGUACAUAAAUUGUAUUUAAAGAUGCUUGUAAUGCCUAAAUGCUAACGUUUGCUAUUGUCUUACGUUAUUCCAAAGCAGAGUAUAAAGAAUAAUCUAUACAAUGUGAUUAUUAUGCUUGUGCCAUAACUGUCAUGCUGUCGUCACUUUACACCAUAGCUCAAUAUGUCCGUGUGAUAUUGUUGUAAUAUGCAGAUUUAUAUGUUUUUGUUCAUCCUGACUGUUAAUUGUUUUACUUUAAUCUCUUCUCGUGCUUAAACUGUUGACAUAAUAACUACUGGCAGAUACUUUUAACCCUCCGAGCCCUCCUGUUAACAAUAGAUAUGAUAUUAUGUGAACAGGUUGUUUGUUAAUGGUCACGUUUAACAUGUUAAUUGAGAAUAAUUGUGUCACUGGGAUCAUAAUUACCUCCUGCAAAGUGUUAUUGUGUUAAAAGGAAGUUCUGGAGAGACGGUUAUCUGUAGUGCUGACAACACAGUGGAUUUUUGGGGUCAAUAUUCAAUUUUUAGUCAAAAUUUUAAAAUUUUAGAUUCAUUUUUUCAAUUUUGUUUUGUACAGAAAGUGUAUAGGAAAGGUUAUUUAUAAUAAUAAUAAUAUUUUUUAGUAUUUAAUUCUAAAAUCUGACAAAGAUCUCGACUCAUAUUGGUUUAGUGCUUCUUGGUGUUACAGUAACACCUCCUCAGACAGAUCCCAGGUCAGCAGACAACAGAGAAUCUGUGACGUUGAACUGUCUUUUGUUUCUCUUCCACAUUUGGCAAUCAGUGCUUUUCCUCAGCAGCAGUUAAAUAUCCAAGAGCUUUAGCCUUGCUGCGCCCCAUGUUGCUCUAAAUGUACCACAAACCCAAGAAAACCUCCAGUCAGUGUGUCCCUGAACGCCACACUCCUGCUGUAAUAAACAUCUUCUGCACCCACCUGCAGAACAUAAACGGA
Dicentrarchus labrax (European seabass) is the source of this 8971-nucleotide messenger RNA. Its product is annotated as inositol polyphosphate-4-phosphatase type I A. Gene Ontology annotation, cellular component: cytoplasm. Gene Ontology annotation, molecular function: phosphatidylinositol-3,4-bisphosphate 4-phosphatase activity. Lineage: Eukaryota; Metazoa; Chordata; Actinopteri; Moronidae. The record is from RefSeq and is a predicted model, not a curated record. The coding region runs from base 366 to 3236 and encodes 956 amino acids. The transcript is spliced from 26 exons.